This is a messenger RNA of Amphimedon queenslandica, 1091 nucleotides long. Its product is annotated as epidermal retinol dehydrogenase 2-like. The record is from RefSeq and is a predicted model, not a curated record. NCBI's taxonomy places the organism in Eukaryota, Metazoa, Porifera, Demospongiae, Haplosclerida, Niphatidae. Gene Ontology annotation, molecular function: oxidoreductase activity, acting on the CH-OH group of donors, NAD or NADP as acceptor. The transcript is spliced from 6 exons. The coding region runs from base 36 to 1004 and encodes 322 amino acids.
CUUGGUAGGUGGGGCUGCUCUUGCUUUUCAACAAGAUGGCGACCAGGCCAAACAGAAACAGAUCUUCUGCUCAGCACAUUGGGUCUAUUUUGACUGCAACAUUAGGAGGGAUAGCUCAAUUUAUAUGGUUGACACUUGUGGGAAUAGUAUCAGUGUUCAUGCCGGUACAAAAGAAGAACGUUAAGAAUGAAAUAGUCCUCGUCACAGGAGCUGGAAGCGGGAUAGGGGCAGCUAUGGCGAAAAGAUUUGCUAGUCUAGGAGCUUUAGUUGUGCUGUGGGACAUUAACAGUGAGACAAAUAAUAGAGUUUGUGAAGAGAUCAAGGCGGAGGGUGGCAGAGCUAUUGCUUUUACCUGUGACCUCAGUAACAAAGAGGAGAUCUAUCAGACAGCAGCUAGAGUUAAAAGAGAUGCUGGUAAUGUCACUGUUCUUAUCAAUAAUGCUGGUAUCAUAACUGGAAAGAAGAUAUAUGAGCUGAGUGACGAGAUGAUUGAGAAAACCUUUAGCGUGAACACAAUAGCUCACUUCUGGACUAUAAAGGCAUUUGUCCCUGAUAUGAUAUCCAAGAAUCACGGUCAUAUCAUAACAAUAGCCUCAGGGGCAGGUCUCUUUGGUGUCCCUGGCAUGGUGGACUACUGUUCCUCAAAAUUUGGUGCUAUAGGAACCCACUCCUCCCUAACGCUAGAGCUAGAGGCUAACGGAUCCACUGGUGUCCAUACUACAGUAGUGUGUCCUUUUUUCAUUGAUACAGGAAUGUUUGAUGGAGUUAGAUCAAAGGUCCCUCAUCUCCUGCCAAUACUAAAGACUGAUUAUGCUGUUGAUAAGAUAAUGGGAGCCUAUCAUUCAAAUCAGUCGAUGCUGCUCAUGCCAAGGAUCCUCUAUCUAUUUCUAGUCAUGCAAUCCAUAUUUCCAGUAAAAGCUUCGAUUGCAGCUGCAAGGUUAUUUGGUAUUACAACAGUAUUGGAUGGAUUUAAAGGUCCGAGAGAGACAAGAAAGAAAGAAUAACAAAUACUUGCAAUAAUGAAACUGUUUUGUGUGACCAUGUGACUUUAUAAUAUUUGAUUUAUUAUUAAUUAACAUUAUUUUACAGUA